Thamnophis sirtalis is the source of this 1912-nucleotide messenger RNA. Lineage: Eukaryota; Metazoa; Chordata; Lepidosauria; Squamata; Natricidae. The record is from RefSeq and is a predicted model, not a curated record.
UAUGGCCACCGCCCUAGAGCACUUCCCGUAUUCGGGAGCGCCGGCCUCGUCGAUCGGCUGGGACAUGUAACGGUCACCGUCACCAUGGAGACGCCCAGCACCAGGGUCCUCCUGUCCCAGUCAGAAGAAGCACUGGCCUCUCCCUUGCCAAACGAAAGCAUAAAUUCUCCACUGCCAAACCUAACACCAAGACACCAAGACCUGAUUGCCACACCGUGUGGUCCUAUCAAACGAUGGUCCGAAUUGUCGUCCCCUGUCAAGAUCUACUUCUGUGUCACCAUCCUUUCGUUGUUGAGUGUCAUUGGAUUAACCGUGGAGACCCUCAUCCAGCAGAAAAAUGAAGAUUUCACUGUGUCUCUCAUCCAGAUCAUUGGCCUUGUUUUCUGCAUCUAUUACGUCAGCCGGGGGAUCCUGCAGGAGAAUCGCCAGGAGCUGGUUGUCUUCGUCCUCUCUGUCGUCUUGGUCAUGCUGCGCUCCGUGAUCAACUUCACUGUCCUGCCCGCCAAGCAGAAGCCGGAGUUGUUGGCCCGCUUCGUCCUGAUCCUUCUGGUGGGAGCCUUUGACGUCUCCUGCGCCAUGAUCCUGAUUCAGAGCGAGAGCCGGAUGGCCUUCCGAGUGGGUGGCGCGUUGGAGAGCCUCCAAGCCCAGUAUUUCAUGCUGAACCUCUGCUUUUCCAUGCUGACCUUUGACCUCCAGGCUCAGGUGAUAACCGAAUGGGGCAAAGGGAACUCUUACGCCUUGGAAGCCGCCAUCAUCACCUGCUCUUGCAUUUCAGUGAUGAUCAAAAGCGUCCUGUUCUGGGCACUGUUUCACGUCUAUCAGAGUUUUGGGCAAGGCCUGAGAGAGAGGAUGUUUUCUUCCUAUGGAAGGAUCGAUUCGUGACCCGCAGCUCCAUCGCCGAAACCGAUGUGCUCUUAUAGAGUGAAAAACCAAGUUGGGAAAAUCUGAUUUCCCCCCUUCCCUCCCCUUCUUGCCCCCCCCUGGUUGGACUCUGAUAAGAGAAGCAGCAGCAGCAGCAGCAGUGACUCAGUCCCAAGGGAGACCUUCCACCUUGCUGGAUCUCCGGGAUCACCCCGCCAAGACCUUCCUCACGCCGAAAAGCCAACUGAAGCCAUGCGUCAUCCCGACUCUCCCCUAAAGAUGCUUCGGAGCACCUCCUCGAUGUAGCUUUCACUGCAAGCAGCCUUUCUCGUGCUGGGAGUCGGGGGGGAGUUGUCUUGGCACAUUUGCUCCCCCUGCUUGUAUUGUAAACCCCCCCCCCCUAUUUUACUUCAUUUUUUUACUUAAUUUGGGCCCUGCCCCCGUUGGCAUGCCCGAACUUGACCGACGGGCAGAUUUUGCAGUUGCCAAAUUGCAAAGCGGGAUCCCGGGGGCGUGGCCGCAGUUUCAAUAUAAAUCGAAAUAAUUCUUCGCCCUAAAAGAGCCUCGGGCCCCGCUUGGCCUGGCCUGACCCGCUCUCCGAAUCCAGUUUGAAACCCGAAACGUUUCUCUUUCGGUCGCUCCCGUUUUGCCGCGCUCUGUUAACCGAGAGAGCGGCUGUUCACGCUUCCAAGGCUGCAGGAAGGGGGUUGUCAUCCCAAUUGCAAGGUUGCUUCGGUUCCUGGCAGGCACUCCAGGUGGCAUCGCUGCCCUCCUGACGGGGUGCCAAGAGUGGCAAAGCACAGGAGCAUACUGGUUGGCGUAGGCUGGUCAGUUUUGCAUGAACCCUUGUAGAAAAGGCAGAGAUUUUGUUCCACCUGAACAAUUUCAGGCCAGAAAUCACCCAAGACAGGAGAGAAUGAACGGUGAAAACCGUUUGCCUAAAAUUGCCGCGUCCGUGUUGUACAAACUGGGCCCUUGCAAGGCGUAGCAUGUCCGUCUUAAUCAGAUACACGCAAGCUUCUCUUGGCUCUGUCAGCCCUUCCAGGCUAAA